AUGAUCCCUUCGAUCCCAGAUCUCGCCGACUACGGCCUCUCACCCGAAACCGGCUUCCUCCCCGCCUCCGCGCCUCUCGCACGCUUGACAGAUCCAUACUACGAGCCAUGGGAGCGGAUUAUGGAUAGUUACAACGGGUACCUCCUCGCUGGACGUCUGCGGGAGGUCGUCCACGCCUUGCCUGAGCUGUCGACAGAGUAUCUGCAUAACGUAAGGGACCUCCGCCGUGCGUUCGUUGUUCUGUGUUUCAUUGCGCAUGGAUACGUUUGGGGUGGUGCACAACCCAUGGAACGUCUACCCCGACAACUAGCCGUACCCUGGGUCCAAGUCGCCAACGCCCUCGAGGUACGACCCGUCGUCUGCCACGCCGCCGUCUGCCUCUGGAAUUACAAACCCCUCUUCUUCGACGAACCCCUCGACCUCGAGAACCUCGCGACCUUCCACACCUUUUCGGGAGCGAUGGACGAAUCCUGGUUCUACCUCAUCACCACAGCCAUCGAGGCCCGCGGCGGGCCGUGUAUGCCUUUGCUGUUGGACGCGAUGCAGGCCGCACGGGAGGAUGAUAAAGUGCGUUUCGUCGACAACCUGCGCACACUCGCCGUUCAGCUGGACGGACUCAAUGACGCCCUAGCACGCAUGUACGAAAAAUGCGACCCAUACGUCUUCUACUGGAAAGUCCGCCCGUACCUCGCAGGCUGGAACAACAUGGCCGAAGCAGGUCUCCCGAACGGUGUCAUUUACGAAGGCUGCGACGAAGAAAACCAUUACCGCAAAUACGCCGGUGGAUCCGCCGCUCAAUCUGCGCUCAUCCACGCCCUCGAUAUUGCACUGGGUGUUGAACACAGACCGACUGGAGAGAAGAAAGACACCCCGAGACAGCCGUCACCGCCUGGACAAGCACCCCCGCCUAAACACAACUUUAUCCAUGAAAUGCGAAACUACAUGCCCGGCCCCCACCGCCGCUUCCUCGCUCACCUCUCCACCGUCGCAAACAUCCGUCCCUACGUCCAACAACACUCUCAAUCGCACCCCGAAGUCGCACAAGCCUAUGAUGCGUGUCUCGCAAUGCUCCGUUCGUUCAGGGACAAGCAUAUCCAGAUUGUGUCGCGCUAUAUCAUCAUCCAAGCAAAAGGCCAAAACCAAUCACCACCAAAAGCCACCCAAACAACCGGUCUCGCGAAAACCCAAUCAGCCGACAAGAAAGAAUUCCGUGGAACUGGCGGUACCAGUCUCAUCCCUUUCCUCAAACAGGCACGUGACGAAACCGGGGAGGUCCUCGUGGGUGGGUGG
This is a messenger RNA of Saitoella complicata NRRL Y-17804, 1290 nucleotides long. Its product is annotated as Indoleamine 2,3-dioxygenase. Gene Ontology annotation, molecular function: indoleamine 2,3-dioxygenase activity; heme binding; metal ion binding. Gene Ontology annotation, biological process: 'de novo' NAD+ biosynthetic process from L-tryptophan. The annotation marks the transcript as partial. NCBI's taxonomy places the organism in Eukaryota, Fungi, Ascomycota, Saitoellomycetes, Saitoellales, Saitoellaceae. The record is from RefSeq and is a predicted model, not a curated record. Gene Ontology annotation, cellular component: cytoplasm. The transcript has a single exon.